GAAUUAAUUAUGCCGAGUAUUCUUCAUCGUGCAUCAAAAGGUCAUUGGAUUGGAAUCACUAAUGGUGUGGAUUUUACUCAAUUUAACCCAUUUGAUGAUAUGAUGCUCUUGGAGACCGAUUCACAUUACCCAAAGAAUAUCAUGACUUUUGAUUAUGAGCGUUUUAUCGAGGAACAAAUCGAUGCAUCAUCACAGGAGCUUGUUAUUGAUGCAAAAUUUAAAGCUAAAAGUCAUUUAAUAAAAGAGGGAUUUUUAGAAGCUGACGAUGUAAAUAGGACUAUAUUUUUAUUUAUCGGUCGGUUUCAAUAUAAUAAAGGUGUAGAAUUCUUUACUACAGCGGUUGAGACUCUGGCAGCGCUUGAUGCUAAAUUGAUUAUUAUGGGUCAGCAGAAUAAUUUUCCAAUCAAUCAGUUGCAAAAACUUCAAUCAAAGUACCCAAAACACUUUAAUUUAAUUGAUGAUUUAGAAUUUCAGAAUGAUUGGGGUGUCUUAUAUCGUGCUGCAGCAGAUGUACAAUUUGUACCCAGUCUUACUGAAAGUUUUGGUUUAGUUGCAGCCGAAGGGUUAUUAUUUGGAGCCACAGUUGUUAGCACGGGUGUAGGAGGAUUAAGAGAAUUUUUAGUUAAUAAAAGCACUGACAAUAUAACUGAUAGAUAUAAUUCUUAUUUAUUUGAAUUAGUUGGAUUAGUUGAUAAAACAUAUAUUAUCCAUUCAGUCGAAGGGAUGAAAAGAGCUUUAACUGCAGUAAUAAAUGACUAUAAGCGACUAAACGAUAAUUUGCAUGAAAAAGAAAUAUUUAUAAGAGAUUUGAUCAAAGAUGCACUUAAGUUGAGUUGGAAUCGACCGCAAGGACCUCUUGAACAAUAUUUGAAAGUAUAUAAUUUAGCGAUAAAAUCUCGGCGAAAAAAAAUUUUAAGGAAAAAAAAAUAUAUGUUCAAUGACUUAGAAAUGUAA
This is a messenger RNA of Racocetra persica, 954 nucleotides long. NCBI's taxonomy places the organism in Eukaryota, Fungi, Glomeromycota, Glomeromycetes, Diversisporales, Gigasporaceae. The record is from the annotation of a GenBank genome assembly.